AUGGAGCUCAAGGCUGGAACCAGCAGCCUUCCUUUUCCCAGUAGAGUGAUUCUGCUUGAAUCUCUCCAAAUCACCGACAUCCUGACUGUGAUCCUAUUUGUAACGAUUUGGGCAUGGUUGACCGACGGAUUGGGUUUCUGGGCUCCCAAGCCCGACCCUAUGCUUUUCCUUCCGGUUCGCGAUCGGAGUCGAUACAAAAUGCUGCCGAAGGAGAACAGGAACAUUGCCGAGACAAUGAAGGAUUCGGAUGUGAUGGUUUACUGGGGCUCGCAAAGCGGCCGGGCCGAACGUCUGGCGGCACGUCUCGCGCGAGAAUGCACCGCGCGACUUGGUUUGCGUGUAGCAAUGGCCGAUCUGGACGAUCACGAUCACGAGCAUCUGUCCGUGGUGCCUUCCUCGAAACUGAUCGUGUUUGUUGUCUCGACGUUUGGCGAGGGCGACCCGACGGAUAAUUCGGUCGCUUUCUGUUCGGUGCUCAAAGCGCUGCGUGCUACGGGAAAUACGCAACUUCUGACGCAUCUGCGAUAUGCAGCCUUUGGAUUGGGCAAUCGGAAUUAUAGGCAUUACAACAAGAUCGUGGAUCUGGUUGACACGACGUUGCAGGAGCUCGGAGCUAGACGAGUAGGCACGGUAGGCAAAGCGGACGAGGCCAAGGGGGCGACGGCUACCGAUGAGGACUUUCUAGAAUGGAGUAAUUCGAUGCUCGAGAGUUUAGGCGAGAUGUUUGGCGUUGAAAAGAGACCUAUGGUGUACUCACCGGAAUGGGACGUCGUGGCUGCAGAUCCAAAGACAGAAGUGAUCCUGGCUAGAGAAGCACAGUCAAAUAUCAAUUUCCCGGCGGCAAUGGUCGCUGCGAGAGUCCUUACCAAUGGCCUGGACCGAAGAUGCUUUCACCUCGAAUUCGAUCUUUCCAGCAACCGCUCGAUGAAAUACCAGACGGGAGAUCAUCUACUGGUAUGGCCGCACAAUUCAGUCUCCGAUGUUCGGGGUCUCUGCCGUUUCUUGGGACUGGGUGAAAUGGAGCGCAUGCAACCUGUCGAGAUCAAAUCUCGACUUCAAGGAGGUAACUACUCGACUGCCUUCCCAUCUCCAACGACAAAGGAAAAGGUCUUACGGCACUACCUGGAUAUAUCUGGGCCGGUAUCCCGAGAUGUAUUGCGACAGUUGGCUGCGUUCAGUCCCACGCCAGCAGCCGGAGAAUAUAUCCUCGCUCUGGCAAAGGACAAAGCAAAGUUCCACACAACUGUAUCCUUGGGGCAUCUUUCACUUGCCAAUGUCAUGCAACUCGCAGCUGGCGACCAGGUCUGGAACCAACUACCGUUCACCUUUCUUCUCGAGUGUUUGCGGAAGCUCCAGCCCCGUUACUACUCGAUUGCAUCGUCACCAUCCGUGUCGCCAUUUCAGCCUGCCAUAACACUGGCAAUUACAAGAAAAGCCUUGUGCGCCUCGUCUUGCGGCGCUCACCUCCGGCGUUCUCACUUCCACGGUGUUGCUUCCAACUAUCUGCUUGCAGUCAAACGAAGCCAGAAGAGCAACGGCAACAGCAACAGCCAGCAACCGCUCGACGAAGGACCAGAUUACGGCAUUAUCAACAACCAGGUUCUCGUCCAGAUCCGGCGAUCGACCUUCAAGCUUCCAGCCAACCCGCAACGGCCCAUCGUCAUGAUUGCUGCUGGCACCGGUGUAGCCCCGUUCCGGGCGUUUGUUCAAGAACGAAUGGCGAUGGCAGCGCGCGGGCUUCCUGUCGGGGGAAGCCUGCUUCUGUUCGGGUGUCGAUCUCCAACGGAAGACUACCUCUAUAAACAUGAGUGGAGAGACCAUGUUGCGACGUUGCCCGGAUUCGAGGUCAUCAAUGCAUUUUCAAGAUACGGCGAAAAGAAAGUGUACGUCCAAGAUAAGCUACUAGAGGUAAAGGACAGAAUUGCCGGAUUGUUGGAGGAAGACGCUGCUGUUUAUAUUUGCGGGAGUGCAGAUAUGGCCAGAGAGGUUCGACGGGCGUUGAUGAAAGUUGUUAUGGAGAUGCGGAAUUGGACUGAAGAGGAGGCGGAACGGUAUGUCAUGGAAGACAUGAAAAAAGCAAAGCGCCUACAGGAAGACAUUUGGUCGGGUUAG
Molecule: messenger RNA, 2112 nt
Organism: Penicillium daleae
Lineage: Eukaryota; Fungi; Ascomycota; Eurotiomycetes; Eurotiales; Aspergillaceae
Product: NADPH cytochrome P450 oxidoreductase family protein
Exons: 2
Coding region: 1-2112 (703 amino acids)
Cellular component (GO): cytosol
Molecular function (GO): flavin adenine dinucleotide binding; NADPH-hemoprotein reductase activity; FMN binding
Source: RefSeq, a predicted model, not a curated record